AUGUCAGACUUGGCCAACGCAUUGCAGGCUUUGGAACUCCUUGAAUCAACAGCACAGGGCAAAGCCAGCUUGUCUGUCAUUCAGGGAGGAACAUUUACCAUCGACUUAAGCCUUUUUGUCGACGGCGUAUCCAGGGAUAAGAGAAGUACGGUGCCGUGUCUUUGUUUCAUCAUCACCUACCAAGCCCCAAACGGCAAGAAGAAGCGCAUUCUGUAUGAUUUGGGCAUCCGUCGCGACAUUAGUUCAUACCCACCGAGAAUCCAGGAACAACUACCUCUUCACUACCCUUUGGAAGCUCUUCCGGACGUGAAGCAAAGACUGCUCGAGGGCGGCUUGUCCCCGAAAGACAUUGAUCAGGUCAUCCUCAGCCACAUGCACUGGGACCACACUGGUACGCCUUCUGAUUUCCCGGAUGCCACAUUCUCGGUGGGCUAUGGAUCGCUGGCUUUGCUGGACGGGCCUCCAGAUACCAGGAAUGCACACAAUAAUUUCUCAAAGGACCUUUUUAAAGGUCUCGAGAUAAAAGAAUUCCCAGAUCCCAGAGGCUGGAGGAUCUUUGGGGGACUUAAAGCUUGGGAUGUUACAAAUCAAGGCUUUAUAUACGUCGUGGAUUCUCCCGGACACUUGAUUGGACAUAUUUCACUGCUGGUACGGCUGGGAGAGAAGAAAUGGGUGCUCUUAAUUGGAGACUCUUGCCACGAUCGGCGGCUUCUGUCUGGCGAGCAGGCGAUAGCGCAAUGGGAGGAUGGCGAUGGCUUUUUAUGCUGCGUUCAUGGAGAUAGGGGUGCAGCUGCACAGACUUUAAAGGCCUUUAGAAUUUGGGCAAAUGCAGCGACGGAAUGUGGGAUUGACUUUGACAUUGCCUUUGCUCAUGACAUAAAGUGGGCACAACAACAUCAAGAGGCAUUCCUCUAA
Molecule: messenger RNA, 915 nt
Organism: Fusarium proliferatum ET1
Lineage: Eukaryota; Fungi; Ascomycota; Sordariomycetes; Hypocreales; Nectriaceae
Exons: 1
Coding region: 1-915 (304 amino acids)
Source: RefSeq, a predicted model, not a curated record